Puntigrus tetrazona (Sumatra barb) is the source of this 2629-nucleotide messenger RNA. It is a transcript of the gene arhgap36, whose product is annotated as Rho GTPase activating protein 36. Bases 390 to 2396 code for a protein of 668 amino acids. The transcript has 13 exons. Gene Ontology annotation, biological process: signal transduction. NCBI's taxonomy places the organism in Eukaryota, Metazoa, Chordata, Actinopteri, Cypriniformes, Cyprinidae. The record is from RefSeq and is a predicted model, not a curated record.
CCAGUGCUUCCUGGUGCUGCAUCAGAGUGAAGGCUGGUGUGCUUGUCAAACCCUGAGCUGCUAGUGGCACAUUUCCUGUUGUUGACAGGCGAGGAGCACAGCAGAGGCUGCACUGAGCUGCGUGUAGGGACUCGCGUUUUAUCAGCUGAAGUGCACACAGGCACACACGGAGAGCACCCUUUCACAGGAAGAGCUGCUAUCACUUCUCAGAUACACAGACGCAGAGGAAGCACUGACACUGAACCUCUUACAAACGGCCCAGAAACAGGAGCUGCUCCACAGAUGGACUGACUCCCUCCAUCCAGAGUCUGACUGAUGAAAACAAGUGGGAUCUGCUUUGUUGUUUUUCUCUGUUUUCACCUGAUCUGAGUGUCUACCCAGGAAGUGUUAUGGUUUUGUUCUACAUGGGAUCGGAUAAAACCUCAUCUAUAAUCAUGCAGCCUGAGGACCCUGUUCGCCAGGACAUGCAGUUCUACUAUGUGGGUGACCAUACGUGGGCCACCAUGCUGGGGCAGAGCGUGAGGCUUCAGCCAGUUUCCAUCCAAAGCCUCUCAGAGCUGGAAAGAGCACGUCUUCAAGAGGUGGCCCUAUAUCACUUGGAAAGAAGAGACCUGGACUUUAAGAUCAGCAUCCCUAGAGAGAUUCACAAGAGGAGGAAAUCACUGCGGAGAAAGUUUGACUCCUUCUCAAAAGAAAAGAAAGAGCGAGAGUCCGCGUCCAAAGCGUUCGGUAUCCCGCUCGCCCAGGUCGUCGCAAACGACCGGGCAUACAAGCAACGGCAGGAUGCCCUGAAAGAGAGCCGACGGGACUGUCUGGACCUGGAAGCCAGUGUUCUUCACUUCCGUGCCGAGAAAUGGCAGCACAAUGGAAACCGGCAGCUGGGCAAUACAGCCUUAUCACCUGAUGCUGCCUCCUCACCGGCACUGGAGGCCCACGGCAAGCCUCCCUCGACAGCGUUCAUGGACAACACCUCACGCACACACAGAAGGGGAGGGAUGUCUGUGGACUCCAUCUCUGACAUGGUUGAGAGUCAGUCCAGGCUACUUGAAGCUCUGCAGCUCUCUCAUCCUAAUGAGCUGGAGCUGAAGAAGGCUGCCGGUCGCACACAGGCCAAACUUAGUCUCAAUCCCAUCUACAGACAAGUUCCCCGAGUGGUAGAGCGCUGCUGUAACCACAUUGAGACCUACGGGUUACAAACUUUGGGGAUUUUCCGCGUAGGCAGCUCCAAAAAAAGAGUCCGUCAACUGCGCGAGGACUUUGACAUGGGGAUAGAUGUCUCGUUAGACGAGGAGCACAGCGUUCAUGACGUGGCUGCAUUACUGAAGGAGUUUCUGAGGGACAUGCCUGACCCUCUGUUACCACGGGAACUCUACCGGGCCUUCCUGCACGCUAACCUGUUGAGGGGGGCAGAUCAGUUCACAUACCUGCAGCAGUUGUUGUACUUGUUGCCGCCCUGUAAUUGUGACACCCUGCUGAGGCUCUUGACGCUUCUUCAUACAGUGCAGGAGAACGCAAACAGCUCCAUCGGGCCAAACCAGCAGGAGAUCUCAGGUAAUAAGAUGACAGCAGCAAACCUGGCAGUGAUCUUCGGGCCCAAUCUCCUGCAGAAAGAGAGAGGAUCAGAGAGAGAGCUCAGCCCUCAAGCUCUGGGCAUAGAAGACAGCACCGCUGUCAUCUCCGUCACCCUGAUGCUCAUCCAGAACCACCAACAUCUCUUCAUGGUGUCUGCUGAUCUUCAGCAGGAGGUGCUCAUGAGCCUCAUUCAGACGGACCCUGAUGUCAUUGACUAUCUGCUGCGCAGGAAACUCAGUAGUAGCAGCCUGACGAUGGAGACAGACUCCGGUGGAAGGAGGGACACACAGGCAUCUCUGGACUCUGUGGGUCAGUCCAGUGAUGAUCUUUCAUCCCUGGAACCACUGUGUCCUCUUUACCCAGAGACAUCUGCCAUAGGAAGUCUGAGCAGUGAGGUCUUCCUCAAUGUUCUUCAUCUUAACACCAACAGGAAACGUUCCUCUGAGAUCCCACCCAAAUCCAUUGGUAAAAUGAGACAGUUUCAUUCCCAUCACAACCUGAUGAGUCUCUCCCAGUCCUCCUCUAAUGCCCAGAGUGAAGAGCGAGAGCUCCAGGAGCAAAGGCAAGGCGGUUCAAGGCACACGUGCUCAGAGGAGCGCCUUCUUUUCAGUCUGGGACGGCAGGACAGCGGUUCUCAACCACAGAGUCCUAGAGAGAGAGGCAUCUGGGUACGACAGAGCUCCAACGCCUCGUCCACCACGUCAGACGACAGCAAACCGCCAAGCAACUUCUGGGACUUUUUCACUGGCAAGAUACCUGUUCUCAGAAGAAGCCCUUCGCUGCAAAACUUCUUCAACGACCAUUCACAGUCUGAAAAAAAUUAAGUGAAAUGGAAGAUGUUUUUGGAAGAAUAAGAUGUUUUGAUAACUUUUGACCACUUGGAGAUGGCGCUCUGAACUCAUGGCAUCCCUGAGCCACACGGGGGUGGUAUUUACUGGCCUCAACAUUGCAUUGACAUUAAAUAGAUCCUGUAGGGUUUCUUUCAACAAAAAUGUAACUCUUCAUAGAGAGCAUAGCCAUUUUGACGGCAGAAAAUAUAAAUAUCUAUUGAGUUGGA